AUGAAGCGUAACAAGCAUCGUGCUAAGGAUGAUGGCAAAGGUCAAGAUGAAGCAGCCAUUCUGGAGACAGAAGAUAUGAGGAUGCCCGACCCUGACACGAUCUCACUGGCAUCAGUGACUGCUGUCACAACCAAUGUCUCCAAUAAGAGAUCAAAGCCUGACAUCAAGAUUGAGCCUAGUGCUGGAAGACCAGUGGAUUUCCAAGUUAGUGUCACUGUUGUAGAAGCAAGACAGCUGGUGGGUUUGAACAUGGAUCCAGUGGUGUGUGUAGAAAUUGGCGAUGAUAAAAAGUACACGUCAAUGAAGGAGUCCACCAACUGCCCUUACUAUAAUGAGUACUUUGUUUUCGACUUCAAUGUUCCUCCUGAUGUCAUGUUUGACAAGAUCCUCAAAGUGUCUGUUAUUCACUCUAAAAAUCUUUUGCGGAGCGGAACUCUGGUUGGAAGCUUCAAAAUUGACGUGGGCACAGUAUAUUCACAACCUGAACACCAGUUCUUCCACAAAUGGGCCACUUUGUGUGACCCUGAAGACAUCACUGCAGGUUGUAAAGGCUACGUCAAGUGUGACAUUGCAGUUGUUGCAAAGGGCGACACUAUUAAAACCCCACACAAAGCAAAUGAGACAGAUGAGGAUGACAUUGAGGGGAAUCUUCUGUUGCCAGAAGACGUCCCAUCUGAACGUCAAUGGGCAAGAUUCUAUGUGAAAAUAUACAGAGCCGAGGGGUUGCCCAAAAUGAACACCAGCAUUAUGGCUAAUGUCAAAAAAGCUUUCAUUGGAGAAAAUAAGGACUUGGUUGAUCCAUAUGUCCAAGUGCAAUUUGCAGGACAGAAGGGGAAAACAUCCAUUCAGAAGAGCAGUUAUGAGCCCAUCUGGAAUGAACAGGUCGUUUUCACAGAGCAGUUUCCACCUUUGUGCCGGAGAAUGAAGCUGCAGGUCCGAGACUCAGAUAAAGUAAAUGACGUGGCCAUUGGAACACAUUUCAUUGACCUGCAAAAGAUCGCUAAUGAUGGAGACAAAGGCUUUCUCCCCACUCUGGGGCCAGCUUGGGUCAACAUGUAUGGUUCAACACGGAGCUACACUCUCAUGGACGAGUACCAGGACCUGAAUGAAGGACUAGGGGAGGGGGUGUCAUUCCGGGCUCGGCUGUUGGUCAGUCUGGCCGUGGAGAUACUGGACACCUCCUCUCCUGAUGUUAUGAGCUCCACAGAGGUGCAGGUGGAGGGGAUACCCAACAUCUCAGAUACUAUCACAGGAAAGAUUGAGGAAUUCUUUCUCUUUGGGUGUUUUCUUGAGGCCACCAUGAUUGACAGGAAGAUUGGAGACAAGCCCAUCAAUUUUGAGGUUACAAUAGGAAACUACGGCAGUGAAGUUGACACUCCAACCAAACCAAAAACCAAGAAGAGUAAAGGAGGAGAUGGAGAUGAGGAGUCAGAGCUCAUUCACGGCUCCAGUGAUGAAGAGGUUGAUGAUGAUGGAGAGAUGACGUCAGUGUCCACCACGCCUCCAAUGAAACCCGUCAUCACUGACAGAAACUAUUUCCAUCUCCCUUAUUUUGAGAGAAAACCCUGUAUCUAUAUCAAGAGCUGGUGGCAAGACCAGAGAAGGCGACUUUAUAAUUCCAACAUCAUGGACAACAUCGCAGAUAAAUUGGAAGAAGGAUUAAAUGAUGUGCAGGAGAUCAUUAAUACAGAGAAGGCUUAUCCUGAGCGUAGACUCAGAGGUGUCCUGGAGGACCUGAGCAGCGGCUGCAGUACCUUUGUAACACUGGCAAACAACGACCAAAAUCAGGCUGGGAGGACAAAACUGGACCGCGAGAGGCUGAAGUCAUGCAUGCAGGAACUGGAAAACAUGGGCCAACAAGCCAAGACGAUGCGAUCACAAGUUAAGAAAAUCAACGUGAGAGACAAAAUUAAACUGGCACAGAACUUCCUCCAAAAGCUGAGAUUCCUGUCUGAUGAGCCUCAACAUAGCAUUCCAGAUAUUUACAUAUGGAUGAUGAGCAACAACAAGCGCAUCGCAUAUGCUCGCGUUCCCUCCAAAGACAUUCUCUUCUCCUCUGUUGAAGAAGAGACCGGGAAGGAUUGUGGGAAGGUCCAGACAAUCUUUUUCAAGCUCCCUGGCAAGAAGAGUUUUGGGCCUGCAGGCUGGACUGUACAAGCCAAAACUGAGCUGUAUCUGUGGCUUGGCCUGAACAGGCAACGUAAGGACUAUUUGAGUGGACUACCAAACGGGUUUGAGGAGAAUAAGGUGGUCAAAGGGCCUGGAAUUCACGCCUCACCCCCCAUCAGCUUGAUCUACUCCAUGAAGCAGAUCUUCCAGUUGAGGGUGCACAUGUAUCAGGCGCGCAGUCUGUUUGCGGCGGACAGCACCGGCCUUUCAGACCCUUUCGCCAGAAUUUUCUUUUCUACUCACAGUCAAGUUACAGAGGUUUUGAAUGAGACUCUGUGUCCUACCUGGGAUCAGCUGCUGGUGUUUGAUAAUGUGGAGCUGUACGGUGAAGCAGGUGAGCUCAGAGACGAUCCGCCGAUAAUCGUCAUUGAGGUCUACGAUCAGGACACUGUUGGUAAAGCUGAUUUCAUGGGCAGGACAUUCGCUAAACCUUUAACCAAGAUGUCUGAUGAGCAUUAUGGUCCACCACGCUUCCCUCCUCAGUUAGAGUAUUACCAGAUCUACCGCGGUAACUGCACUGCUGGGGAAAUGCUCGCUGCAUUUGAACUUCUGCAGAUUGGACCAGCUGGAAAGGCUGACCUGCCCCCCAUAGACGGACCUACAGACAUUGACCGUGGCCCAAUCCUUCCUGUUCCUAUCGGCAUUAGACCUGUCCUGAGUAAAUACAGAAUUGAGGUUCUCUUCUGGGGUCUAAGAGACUUGAAGCGAGUGAAUCUGGCUCAAGUGGAUCGCCCUCGUGUGGACAUCGAGUGCGCAGGGAAGGGCAUUCAGUCAGCGCUCAUUCAGAACUACAAGAAAAAUCCCAAUUUCAGCACUCUGGUCAAGUGGUUUGAAGUGGAUUUGCCUGAAAAUGAACUUCUUCACCCUCCUUUGAACAUUCGGGUGGUGGACUGUAGGGCGUUCGGUCGUUAUACUCUGGUCGGCUCUCAUGCAAUCACAUCUCUACGCAAGUUCAUUUACAGACCAGCAGACAAAAGCGUCUAUAACUGGUCUGCUAUGGAAGAGGUUGUGAUCCACACAGAACCAGAACCAGCUGUGAAGAAGAUGGAGACCAUGGUCAAACUGGACUCAGCCUCUGAUGCGGUGGUUAAAGUUGAUAUGUCAGAUGAUGAGAAAGGUGGUAAAGGGAAAAAGAAGCGUAAGAAGGGCGAAGAGGUGGAGGAAGAAGAGCUGGAUGAGAGUAUGCUGGACUGGUGGUCGAAAUACUUCGCCUCCAUCGAGACACAAAAAGAGAUCAUUAAAGUUCAAGAAGCAGAAGCCGAAGAGAAGGAAGAUUUUGAGUCUGGAGAGGGAGGGACCAAGAAGAAGAGAGGAAAGGACAACAAGAAUAAACGUGAGGCUGGAGAGGGCGUACCAGAGAAGAAGAAGCAAAAAAUUGAAGAGCUGAAGGUGUACAACAGAGAGCUUGAAAGUGAGUUUGACAGCUUCGAGGACUGGCUUCACACUUUUAACCUGUAUCGAGGGAAGUGUGCGGACAAUGCUGAUGUUGAGCAGAAUGCAGCAGAUGAAGACAGACUUAUUGGCAAAUUCAAGGGCUCCUUGUGUAUCUACAAAUGUCCCAUGUCGGAUGAAGUGUCCAGAGAAAUGGGCUUCGAUUCCAACAUGGGCAUGUUCCAGAAUAUUCCACACAACGAUCCUGUCAGCGUCCUUGUCCGAGUCUAUGUCAUCAGGGCAACAGAUCUGCACCCUGCAGACAUCAAUGGGAAGGCAGAUCCAUACAUCGCCAUUAAACUCGGAAAUACAGACAUCAAGGACAAAGAGAACUACAUCUCUAAGCAACUCAACCCUUUGUUUGGAAAGUCUUUUGAUAUUGAAGCAAAUCUCCCAAUGGAUUCGACUCUCACUGUAUCCAUCUACGACUGGGAUUUGUUGGGAACUGAUGAUCUGAUCGGGGAGACCAAGAUUGACCUGGAAAACCGCUACUACAGCAAACACAGGGCGACGUGUGGUGUCAGCUCCAGCUAUGCCAUUCAUGGCUAUAAUGUGUGGAGGGAUCCAAUGAAGCCAUCGCAAAUCCUUGGCAAACUCUGUAAAGAUUGCAAAAUGGAUGCACCGCAUUACGGCCCAGGAGGAAGAGUGAAAGUGGCAAACAGAGUUUACACCGGACCCACUGAAAUCGAGGAUGAAAAUGGAUUGAAGAAACAGACGGAUGAGCAUCUGGCACUUGCGGCACUAAACCACUGGGAGGAUAUUCCACGGAUAGGCUGCAAACUUGUUCCAGAGCAUGUUGAGACGAGACGUCUCCUGAAUCCUAAUAAACCCGGGAUCGAGCAGGGGAGAAUUGAGAUGUGGGUGGACAUGUUUCCAAAGGAUAUGGCGGCACCCGGACCUGCUCUGGAUAUUUCACCAAGAAAGCCGAAGAAUUUUGAGCUCAGAGUGAUCGUGUGGAAUACAGAUGAGGUCGUUCUGGAGGAUGAUGAUAUCUUCACGGGGGAAAAGUCCAGUGACAUAUUUGUUAGAGGAUGGCUCAAAGGCCAGCAGGAGGACAAACAGGACACAGACGUCCACUAUCGCUCGCUGACCGGAGAGGGCAACUUCAACUGGCGCUUCAUUUACCCCUUUGAUUAUCUACAAGCAGAAGAAAAAAUCGUCAUCUCCAAGAAAGAGUCCAUGUUUUCAUGGGAUGAGACAGAGUAUAAAAUUCCUGCCCGACUGAAUUUACAAGUGUGGGAUGCGGAUCAUUUCUCUGCUGAUGACUUCCUGGGCGCAAUUGAACUAGACCUGAAUCGAUUUCCUCGCGGGGCAAAGACAGCAAAGCAGUGCUCUAUUGACAUGGUCCUCAAUGAGCAGGACAUGCCAAUGGUGAACCUAUUUAAACAGAAGAGAAUUAAAGGAUGGUGGCCGUUUGUGGCCCGAGAUGAAAAUGACGAGAUGGAAAUUACAGGGAAAGUAGAAGCAGAGCUGCAACUGCUGACGGGUGAGGAGGCCGAGAAGAGUCCUGUUGGUGAAGGACGGAAUGAACCAGACCCCCUCGAGAAACCAAACCGUCCCGACACUACAUUCCUGUGGUUCCUUAGCCCGCUAAAGGCAAUCCACUAUCUCAUCUGCAAGCAAUACAAGUGGCUGGUCAUCAAAAUUGUGUUGGCACUGCUGGUUCUUGCCAUUUUGGCACUGUUCCUCUACAGUAUGCCUGGCUAUAUGGCAAAGAAACUCCUGGGAGUCUGA
Molecule: messenger RNA, 5334 nt
Organism: Xyrauchen texanus (razorback sucker)
Lineage: Eukaryota; Metazoa; Chordata; Actinopteri; Cypriniformes; Catostomidae
Product: otoferlin-like
Exons: 41
Coding region: 1-5334 (1777 amino acids)
Biological process (GO): plasma membrane organization; synaptic vesicle priming
Cellular component (GO): synaptic vesicle membrane; presynaptic active zone membrane
Molecular function (GO): AP-2 adaptor complex binding; calcium ion binding
Source: RefSeq, a predicted model, not a curated record